AUGCUGAUUGGCCCAUGUGCUGAAGCAAUAGGUGCCUCACUCUGCUGGGCAGUCGGUUUGACCCUCCUGGCACGGCCACGGCACCCCGGCGACCACACCGACCAUGCUGAGGGGCUGGGAGCGCCAGAGGGCACCUCCCGGUUGUCCUUUUAUGGAGGAGCUUUGGUCUUUGUUGUCGGUUAUGCCUUCAGUGUCUCCUCGGCCUUGUCUCCAACACCCUCGCGGAACUUGGCGAUGGCGGCAUUGAGCGCCUCUUUUCCCUUCAGCCUGCUUGCGCAAGCUUGGCUCUUUCGGUGGCCCAGCGCCACUGAGGCUGGCAGCUACUUGCUGAGCUUUCUAGGCGCCACUGCCAUGCAGCUGGCAGCGCCCUGGCCCAGCAAGGGGCCCUCCGAGGGCCUCGACGGCCUACGGCGCCUGGAGGGCUUCGGUCAAUGUCCUGCAGCGGCGCUGGGGGCCUACUUGCUGGCUUGCCUCAUGUGCUUAUUUGCCGGGAUGGCGCUGGUCUCGGUGAGCGUUUGGGAUGCGAGCCCGGAGAAGCCUUUCGAGCGCUUCGUCGACCCGCCCCGUUUGGCUCUGGCCUUCGCGGUGCUCUGCGGCGCCGGCGCGGUGGGCGCAGAGUUGGCUCUAGCCAUUGGAACUGAGGCGGCCUGGAACCACAGCGAGGCGCAGUACGGUACCUUUGCUCUACUUUUGGGCUUCGCUUUGCUCCUGCUGGUCGUCCGAUGCUGUUGGGAGUGCUUCCAGAGCCUUCGGGUGCCUUUGCCGAAGCUGGCCGUCCUGGUCUUCGGCUCCGCGGCGCUGCUCCGAGUCCUCCAGGCGCAGGUCUUGUUUCGCGAGAUCUCCUGGGAGCCCACGCUGCUCGUCCAGGGAGCGGUGACCUUGCCAUCUCCACUGGUAUGCUUGGCAGGAGCUGCGUGCUUAUUGGCUUCAAUGCUUCUGGCGAGCUACCACCUCAUCCUCGAGUACACGCCCUGCCGCUAUUCCGUGCUUCCCAGAGUCUGGGCACCUGAAGUCACAUCGAGGAAGUCGGACCAUUGCGGACCUGGCGACGUGGCACUGGCGGCCUUUCUGGUCACAACUGGCCACGAAAAGGGGAGGACAGAGAAGGACAAAGGAUUCGCAGAUGCUGAGCAGGGUAGCUUGACGGCUCAGGAGCUGGGUUUGUCCUGCGGAAGCCCGGUGGAGGCUCAGCACUUGGAAGCUCAGCAGAGGAGCACCGAAUGGGCGCUGUCGGAGAUUUGGAAGAAAGGUUGGCAAUGGUUGGGUGUGGUGGUUUGCGCCAUCUCCUACUACAUGGGCAUCACGCGUGCGUUGUUCCUCAUCAAUCCACCCGAGGUCUUGGCCACGGAGCAACCCGUGGAGCGGUCCAACUUGCAGUUGAUCGUCUACCUGGGUCGAGUGGGAAUGCCCUUGGCCUCCUUGAUGGUCUUGGUCUUUUCCGCCAUCAUCCCGCUCUUCAAGUUCGCCACGACCUUUCUGGUCAUGCAUCCGCCCUCCACGGUGACGCCGCAGCAGCACAUGAAGUUUUGCCAACUCCUUUGCGCACUGUCACCAUAUCAGAUGUCAGACAUCUUCUUGGUUAUGCUCAUCUUGGCUUACUUAAAUACAGGCUUCGCAGCCGGAGGCCAUGGUUCAGGCUAUGAGUGCACCUUGUGCAGCGGCUUCAAGUCCUUCUUCUUCUACUGUUUUGUCUCAGUCCUUGUGGCACAAGUCCUGGAGAUCGAGCAUGCGGAGGCGGUGGAAGAAGUUGGGGAUUCCCCAGACACUGCUAUGGCUACGACUGUGGCCACCUCUCCAGCAGCCGAGGACUCAUUCAAGGACCGUCCGGGCAUCUAUGUGUUGCUGAAGCGCGCUGCGGUAGUCCCAACGGUGCACAUGUCUGGAACGAAAGAGAUCAGAGUCGAGUUGAAGGCUGGCGAUAUGGUGGAAGUCCUGGAAGUGGUGCAGAACCCCGGCGAGCAGAGGAUACGUGGCCGCACCGCACAGCCGCCAGGCUGGAUCUCAUUGCUGGAUUUGGAGGAUGGCCAUCGUUGGGCUCGACGUUGUGAGGGGCGGCCGGAGGUGGAGCAGAGCUUGGUGAAACUUUUGUUUUUCUUCAUCAUGUGGUUGCUCUGCAGCUUCACACUCCUCGUGCUGCCGGCACCACCCAUGUCGCUGCAGGCCCGUUCGGGCGGGGUCAUCGUGUACCGUCAAGAGCCCACGUUGUCGGAACUCUUCCAUGCACUUUGGGUGCAAAGCCGGCUCUUCAGCGGCCUCAUGGUGGUGGUUCUGCUGGUGACGCCCUUGCUGUUUGUGCUGGUGGCCCUGGCACGGAUUUUGCUCUUCCGGCACUUUCUGGAGCCUUUCUGGAUCAGGCGGCUGUGGUUGUGCGAGCAGAUCUUGAAGCCCUGGGUCAUGGGAGAUGUGGCUGCGGUGGCCAUCACCUCGCUGUUCCUGUCCAUCCAGGAACCCUCCACAGACUUUGUGUUUCUGUGCGUUCGACUCGCCAUGCCGCCCUUGGGCUUUCUGGCCUGCCUGGGCCAGGGCGUGGCAUGUUGGGGCUUGCGCUGGUGCACGCCACCGCUGCAGCCGGGCGCGGAGGCCAGACACUCGUCUGCCGCAGCGGCAGCGGUCUCGAGCACGGUGCCAGGCGAGGACGCCCCGUUGACGCCCUUGCGAGCAGCCUUCGAGGCGGCCUGGAAGUUGGGAGCCUCCUCUCCCGAAGGCUCCGGCAGCCGAUGGAGUGGAUCUUGGAUUUGGAGCUUGGUCUCUCGGGAGAUCUAUGUGUGGCUCUUUUGGUUCACCAUCUUUUGGCAGCUUGGGCCUCAUGAGCCCCCCCGCCGUGCACAGCCUGGAGGAUUUGAACACCGUGCUGCAUCAAGAGGUUCCUCGCAUCAACAAGAUCCUCAUGGAGAACUUGCCUCAUGGUAUCGGUGA
Molecule: messenger RNA, 2916 nt
Organism: Durusdinium trenchii
Lineage: Eukaryota; Dinophyceae; Suessiales; Symbiodiniaceae
Source: the annotation of a GenBank genome assembly